CUUAACGGGGUGAAGACCUGGAUCGCCAACUCGCCCAUCGCCGACUUCUUUCUCGUCUGGGCGAGGACAGAGCCGGGUACGCAGCUGCGCUGCUUCCUCCUCGAGCGCUCCAGGUGCAGCCGACUGAGUACACCGGAGAUCAGAGGCAAGUUUUCUAUGCGAACUCUCCCUGUCGGCAUGAUUGUCCUCGAUAAUGUCAUGGUCCCGGAGGCGAAUCUGCUGCCCGUGGACAACGGUUUCAAAGGGCUUUUCAGCCUGCUGAACCUCGCCCGCAUCGGCAUCUCCUGGGGCGUGCUCGGCGCGGCCGCCUUCUGCUUUGAGCUGACGCGCAACUACACCCUCGAGCGGCGGCAGUUUGACCGGCCACUGGCCAGCAAUCAGCUGAUUCAGUACAAGCUGGCGCAGGCGAUGACCGAGCUGAACCUGGCGUUGUUGGGCUGCCUGCACGUCAGUCGGUGCUGGGACGAGGGCACCGGCACCCCUGAGAUGGUCUCCCUCAUCAAGCGCAACUCCACGGAGAAGGCGCUGGAGGCGGUGCGCCGGUGUCGUGAGAUGCUCGGCUCGAACGGUCUGGUGGACGCCUACCACGUGGUGAGGCACAUGAACAACCUGGAGGGCUGUGCCACCUACGAGGGCACCGGGGAUGUGCACGCGCUGGUCCUCGGAAGAGCCAUCACCGGACUGCAGGCGUUCCAGUGA
Molecule: messenger RNA, 699 nt
Organism: Rhagoletis zephyria (snowberry fruit fly)
Lineage: Eukaryota; Metazoa; Arthropoda; Insecta; Diptera; Tephritidae
Product: probable glutaryl-CoA dehydrogenase, mitochondrial
Biological process (GO): fatty-acyl-CoA biosynthetic process; fatty acid beta-oxidation using acyl-CoA dehydrogenase
Cellular component (GO): mitochondrial inner membrane
Molecular function (GO): fatty-acyl-CoA binding; flavin adenine dinucleotide binding; glutaryl-CoA dehydrogenase activity
Source: RefSeq, a predicted model, not a curated record